AUGGCCGCACAGGACACCCGUGUGAAUCCGCUCGUGCAGCUGGGGAUCUGUGUGGGCGGCAUCUACGUCUCGUUCCUCGUUUGGGCACUGUGUCAGGAGCGGCUGUCAACGACGCCAUACCUCUCAACCGGAACCUUCCCUACAAGCGACAAGUUCCGCUCCGUCCUCUUCAUGAACACCGUCCAGUCGAUCUUCUCCGUCUUCUCGGCGUUCCUCUACCUCGUCAUCACGAAGAAGCGACACGGCGUCGCUUGGAGAGAAGUCCUGGGCUUGCCGAGCGCGCGCUCGCAGCCGACCUUACCGAAGGAGAAGGCGACCUCGAACGGGGUGAACGGGAUGAACGGGACAGCAACACAGAAGUCGACCGACGUUGGCCGUCUGCUUCGACUUUACGCCUUCAUCGCCCUCGUCGCCUCGUCCGCCGCGCCCUUCGGCUUCCUCGCCCUCUCGCACAUCUCCUUCCCGACCCUCCUCCUCGGCAAGUCGUGCAAGCUCGUUCCCGUCAUGCUCAUGAACAUCCUCCUCUACCGCCGCAAGUUCCCCUUCCACAAGUAUGCGCUCGUCGCGCUCGUUACGGCGGGCAUUUGGGCUUUCAUGGCGUUCAAGCCGUCCAAGCCUGGCAAGGUCGGGGGCCGCGAGACGAGCAGCGUCCUCGGCCUCGUCCUCCUCGCCAUCAACCUCAUCUUCGACGGCGUCGUCAACGCGACGCAGGACCACGUCUUCUCGACCUUCACUCUCGACGGCGAGCAGAUGAUGUUCUUCAUGAACGCGUUCGCAACGCUCUUCACCUUCGCGGCCCUCAUCUUCCCCUUCUCCCUUACACCUUCCUUCCUCCUUCCCGCCUCGGCUGGCUCCGGCGCACACUUCAACGAGCUCUCCUCCGCCCUCGCCUUCAUCCGCACCCACCCCUCCGUCAAAGUGGACAUCCUCCUCUUCGGCUUGACCGGCUCAAUCGGCCAGCUCUUCAUCUUCGCCACUCUCUCCCUCUACGGUUCACUCACCCUCGUCACGAUCACCGUCACGCGUAAGAUGGCGACGAUGCUGCUGAGCGUCUUCGUCUUCGAGCACCGCUUGACGAAGGGUCAGUGGGCGGGAGUUGGGAUGGUCUUUGGCGCGGUGGCGAUGGAGGCCAUCAUCGCUCGACGCGAGAAGAAGCACAAGAAGGCGGGCAGGAAGGAGGCGUAG
Messenger RNA from Rhodotorula toruloides NP11, 1185 nucleotides. Its product is annotated as UDP-Glc/Gal endoplasmic reticulum nucleotide sugar transporter. Gene Ontology annotation, molecular function: UDP-galactose transmembrane transporter activity; UDP-glucose transmembrane transporter activity. Gene Ontology annotation, biological process: UDP-galactose transmembrane transport. Lineage: Eukaryota; Fungi; Basidiomycota; Microbotryomycetes; Sporidiobolales; Sporidiobolaceae. The record is from RefSeq and is a predicted model, not a curated record. Gene Ontology annotation, cellular component: endoplasmic reticulum membrane; Golgi membrane. The transcript has 4 exons. The coding region runs from base 1 to 1185 and encodes 394 amino acids.